CUGGGGACCAGUAACCGGCCAGGGACCAGCCACGGGGGACCAGUAACCGGACACUGGGGACCAGCCACUGGGGACCAGUAACUGGACACUGGGACCAGUAACCGGCCGGCGCGGACCUGGGGGGCUCGGGGGUCCCAUGGAGCCGCUUGCUCCAUCUCCAGGCCCUGCGGCCGCGCUGACAGUCAUGGACCCCUCGGUGACGCUCUGGCAGUUCCUGCUGCAGCUGCUGGAGCAGCAGAGCAACGGGCACCUGAUCGCCUGGACGUCGGACGACGGCGAGUUCAAGCUGGUGGACGCCGAGGAGGUGGCCCGGCUCUGGGGGCUGCGUAAGAACAAAACCAACAUGAACUACGACAAGCUCAGCCGCGCCCUGCGCUACUACUACGACAAGAACAUCAUCCGGAAGGUCAACGGGCAGAAGUUUGUCUAUAAAUUUGUCUCGUACCCGGAGCCGGCCGGCGUGGAGGGGGCCCGGGAGGAAGGGACGCUCCGGCGGGUGGAGCCGGCGCCGGCCGAGUCUGGGCCGGGGGAGGGGAGCUCCGGGCCCCCCAAGUCCUUGCGUGGGGGGGGCGUCCCCCGGAGUAGCCGUAACGAGUACAUGCGCUCGGGUCUGUACUCCACCUUCACCAUCCAGUCACUGCAGGCGGCCCCCCCCGGGCGAGCGCCCCGCCAGGACCCCCCCGCCCUCUGCAGCGAGCCCCCGGACCCCCCCGACCUGGCCCCCGGGAAGGUGGAGGAGAUUCCCCAGCUGGAGAUCAGCAUCGAAGCAGCAGACGAGAGCGAACCCCUGCAGGUCUUUGUGGGGCCGGAGCCCCUGGACGCAGAGCGCCCCCCGCCAGAGGCGCCGCCGCCGCGGGACCCGGGGCUGCGGCCGGUGGUGGUGAAAGUGGAGGCGCAGGGGGACGCGGCGGGGUCCCCGCUCCUGGUUCUGAUCGACUCGGGGGUGAAGCAGGAAGCCCCACCUGCCGAAGAGACCCCCAGGGGGACGGCGGCGGAGCUCCCGGCGGGGGAGGGGCCGCAGGAGGAGAAGGGGGAGGGGGUGCCUGGGGGGGCCCCCAGCGAGGGGCACGGCCCAAAGGGGCGGAAGCCGAAGGACCUGGCGCUGCCCUCCCUGCCCGGGCAGGAGAAGAUCAGCGCGGCCGGCGGCUCCCUGUUGGCGCCCGGCGGGGGAGCAGGCAGCGGGCUGACGCCCACCACCGUGAUCUCCACGCACGCGCUAACCCCCGUCCUGCUGACCCCCAGCUCCCUGCCACCCACCAUCCACUUCUGGAGCACCCUGAGCCCCAUCGCCCCACACAGCCCCGCCAAGCUCUCCUUCCAGUUUCCCUCUAACUCUGGUGGGCAAAUCCACAUCCCCUCGCUGAGUGUGGACGGACUCUCCACUCCGGUCGUGCUGUCCCCGGGGCCCCAGAAGCCGUGAGUCCAGACGUCCGCCCGUCUCUCUCCGCUGCUGGCUGGGGGAGCGCCCAUUCCGCACCUGGAUUCUUGACCCAGCCCUGUGGGACUGUUCACCAGGGCGGCUGGAUACGGCUGUGUCCUGCUUCCGACCGAGAGCCCUGCUUGGUGGCAGCGGUGGGAUGCGCCUGCUGGCUCGUUUUAAAUGGGAGCCGGAGCACGCCGCCAUUUCGCCCCUAGGGGGCGCAAUGUGGGACAUUCCCGUUGGUGCUCACUCGGCCUUGCAGCUCUGACCCCGUUUUUCUGGGGUCGUUGUGUUUAAUCCCAGCCCGGGGGGCUCAGGGUGUAUUUCCGACGUGGAAGGAUACGUCCCUCGGGGACUGAGAGGUGGUUCGGCCGCUAGUUGUGGGGCUGAUUUUAUUUAUUACCCAGGGCCUCCAGGCGCGGGGUGCCCCGGAAAUCGCCCGCCCGCAGCCGUGGCCUCCUCAUAGCCCCUCGUUGUGCGGGCUCGGCGUCGGCCAUCUUUGUUUCGAGAGGGCAGCCGGGUCGGCCAUGUUUGUUUUGGCUGGGGCGGGGGGUGUCGGCCAUCUUUGUUUGCUGACAUCACACCUGCCGCUCAUCCCCGUGGGUCCGGUGGAGGAAGAAGUCCUGCUCUUUGCUUCUCGUUUCUUGAUUUACUUUCCUGGAGGUCAAAGGUCACCUCCUCGAGUUGCCAUAGAAGCGGCAGGCAGAGGAAGUCCCGCCCUAAUUCCCUCCUGUAGGUCAAAGGUUGCCUGUUCGUCACCAUGGAAACGGCCGGGAGGGAAGUCCCGCCCGCUGAUUUCAGGGACUGGUUCCCUCCUUGCAACGCCCGUUUCCUUGAUUUAUUUCCUGACGAUCAAAGGUCACCGUGGAAAUGGCCGCAGAGGAGUCCCGCCCCUCACCCCUUUCAUAGGGAGGGUUCCUUCAUUUGUCUCCCAUUUGUUGCCCGGGAAGGGAAGUCCCGCCUUUUGAGGACAGUCGCCAGGGGCUCCCUUGACUUCCUGCUGGCCCACGAGCUCCGCAAAGGAGGAAGUUCUGCCCUGUUUCCACUCUGCUACUUCCUGUUCAAAGUGCGCCGAUUCUGGGGAAGUGCCGAAGGAGGACGUCCCGCCUUAUUAACCUCUCCGGCGAAUCAAAGGCCACCUCAUUCUGUGGAUGUGGCCAAGGAGGACGUCCCGCCUUAUUAAUGUCUCAUCUACUUCCUGCGAAUCAAAGGCCACCUAUUCUGUGGAUGGGGCAAAGAAGGAAGUCCCGCCCUUCUCACUGCUGUUGACUUCCUGUUAGUCCCACAGGGCCUGCACUGCAUCAUACGGGAAAGGGCUGCCUUGUCGUCUUCUUUUGAUACCAAAAUUUUCCGGGGCUGUGAGCUUCUUGCUCAAGAUAUAGAGCUAUAUUUUUGUGGGGCCAUCCCAAGGGGCUGAAAUACCCGAAUGUCAUUUCUUUAGCGCCCCCGCGGGAUUCCCAGCCCCUUUCUAUUUUUCAGAGAGUAUAUUGAUAUUAUUGAGCUAUGUGCAUUGAUCAUAUACAAAUCUACAGGGCUCGGCGCUAAUUACCUGCCGGGCCGUCUUUUUUAAUAUAUAAAAUGGUUCUAUUUUUGAACGGGGAAGAGGGGGGGCUUUUACAAUGGAAGUGGGGGAAAUGGACGGGGUGGAAGUGACCUCCCUGGAUUUAGGGGCGAGAUUCAGCGAGCGAUUGGAGGCAGUAGCGCGGUGACGAGGGCUGAAUUUCUGUCCCCAUGGUGUAGAUCGGGGGACGCCCUCGCUGCUGGCGUUAAUGGAGCAAGACUCUUGUGUCAGGGAAGGUGUCGUCAGCUGAAUGGGGGUGGGAGGGGGGUGUAACUGGAUGGCAAUUGUUGGCCAAUUAGCGAGAUAACGGGGCCACGGCCAACAGACCCUUUUGUGCUUGAUAGGCAGUGUCGUCCGCCUCUCUGGGGUGACCCUCCUCCUUCCCCUCGGGGCGGUUUUGAACCGUCGCAAUCAUGCUGGUGUGCACUGGCAAGGCCCCUCAGCUCUGGCCAUCUCCGCCUGGUGCAUCAGGCUCUUUGGACGACCUGUGAGACACUGGCGAGGCACCCAGGAGCGGCUUCCCGGAGACCGAGCUGCGCCAAACCCAUCCACGAGCCGUGGCUGAGCCUGGAGCCAAGCCCGGGGACCGCCGCUGAGACACGCAAACGAUGAGUCGAACACGCGCUGUAAGGCCAACGUGGAUGAGCCAUGAAUAAAACACAUGAGUAAACCACAAGUCGCCCACGUGUAAACCAUGGAUCAGUCACGUGUGAAAAUAGGACAAAGUCAUGAGUAAGCCACGUGUAAACCACGUGUAACCCAUGAGUGAACCACAAGUAACUCAUGAGCAGAAGACGUGCUGCCGAGUGUUGGCCAUGAGCGGACCCCGUGUGCUCUCUCUGCUGGCUCGCUGGGUUUUCAGAGCUGUUCUCUGCUGUGGGGGAGAG
This is a messenger RNA of Mauremys mutica (yellowpond turtle), 3868 nucleotides long. RefSeq names its product ETS transcription factor ELK1 (gene ELK1). NCBI's taxonomy places the organism in Eukaryota, Metazoa, Chordata, Testudines, Geoemydidae. The transcript is spliced from 6 exons. Gene Ontology annotation, cellular component: nucleus. The coding region runs from base 137 to 1420 and encodes 427 amino acids. Gene Ontology annotation, molecular function: sequence-specific DNA binding; DNA-binding transcription factor activity, RNA polymerase II-specific. Gene Ontology annotation, biological process: cell differentiation; regulation of transcription by RNA polymerase II. The record is from RefSeq and is a predicted model, not a curated record.